UCGUAUAACCUCUAACUAAACUAAGAGAUCGAUGUAAUGUAAAGUAAAUAUGAAAAUUAAAAUAUAAUUUAACAAUUUUUCCGUACUGAUGAAGUGACAGAAUCUUGCACUAGUAAAAGAAAGUAGGAAAAUGACAUUUAAAAAAGGUGUUGACCCCAAGGUGUUCCGCGCGAUCCAACAUGUUAACAUGCAGGAGCUGUCCAAAUGCACCGAGCAAGAAAUCCGCCCUGUGCUGCCUUGCUUGGUUAGGAUGGGGCUAAUAUCACCGCUGGACACUUCUAAAAAGUGCACGAAUAUGAAGGUUAACAUAUUAACAAUCGUGUCAGGCAUGGAACUAGUGAAUUCCAUAGUCGCUUUGCUGUCUAUCGACUUCCACAAGCUGGAGAUCGAUGUGAAAAAAGAACAACAACUCCGACAGAAAGGAAAUACCGUCCAAAACGACUCUAUCUUAAUCGGAAACUUGUCCAACACCAGCAUGGCGUUGGAGUACGAACGCAGCGACAUGACCCGCCGCCUCAGCAUCUUACUCGGCGAACUCCUAUAUAUACAGUCUCUGAUCCAGGAGGGGAACGAAAGCACCUCGGAACAGGACUUUUACAUAAAAUCGUCCGAGUUGUUCGAUAACGAUAUAUUCGCCGAGGAACUGGCCGAUAUCAUCUGCAUAGCGAUCGCCGAGUUACCGACCACCCUGAACAUCACCAACAUCACGGAAACUCUGCUCCAAGUCCACAACGGACCUGCUAUUAUCUGCCGUUUGGUCGCCAACUUCCCCGAUUGCUUCAGAGAAGUUUGCACCUACCUCAUCCAGAGCGGCGAGAAGCAGGAGGAGAACAUCUCCAGCGCAGUACGGGCCAACGCCAUAUCGUUGCUCUGCAAGAUGAAUCCUUCGCAGGCUCUUACGAUCAGAAGUAAGUGCGUGGAAUUGUGCAGGAUGCCUGCGUUGGCCAUCACUUUGUCUCUGGAGCACCUCGACAAGAACGCCAGUACGGACGAGGAGGGCGACAUGGUGGCGUUCGUAUCGGGAUUGCUGCUCGGCAACGACCAAACCAUAAGAAACUGGAUAGCCAUGUUCAUCCGGACGGGGCAAAAGAGGAAAGGCGAGGUGUCCAGCAACGCCCUGCAGCAGCUUAGGGACGAACUGCUGCGUCGCUUACAGAAAAUCAUCGGGGCCUCGCCCGAAGGCCAACUGCCCGACAGUCUGGUCGUUCAGGCUUCGGCUUUGCUACGUUUAUACUGCUCGUUGAGGGGCAUAGCCGCCAUCAAAUUCCAAGACGAGGAGGUGAAUUUGAUAGUGCAGCUCCUGACGUCGCACCCCAACCCGACGCCGGCCGGCGUACGUUUCGUGUCCAUAGGUCUCUGCAUGCUCAUCGCGUGCCCGUCGUUGGUGUCGUUACCGGAACACGAGAGAAGGAGCAUAGAGUGGGUGCAGUGGCUGGUGAGGGAGGAGGCCUACUUCGAGUCGGCCAGCGGCGUGACCGCCUCCUUCGGCGAGAUGCUUCUCCUCAUGGCCAUCCACUUCCACAGCAACCAGCUGAGCGCCAUCUGCGACCUCGUCUGCUCGACUUUGGGCAUGAAGAUCGCCAUCCGCCACAACAACAUGACACGCAUGAAGCAGGUGUUCACCCAGGAGAUAUUCACGGAGCAGGUGGUGACGGCGCACGCCGUCAAGGUGCCCGUCACCAACUCGCUGAGCGCCAACAUGACGGGUUUCCUACCGAUCCACUGCAUCCACCAGCUGUUAAAGUCGAGGGCGUUCGCCAAACACAACGUCAACAUCAAGAACUGGAUCUACAAGCAGAUCUGCACCAGCGUCAGCCCCCUCCACCCCGUCCUGCCCAUGCUGGUGGAGGUGUACGUCAACAGCAUAGUGCUGCCCAACGCCAAGAACGUCGAGCACACCAACAAGCCGCUGACCGAGAACGAGAUCCGUAAGGUGUUCCAAAGCUCGAUCUUCGGACAGUACUUCGACCAGAAGCAGUCGAUAUUCACCAUGGAGUUCGACGCGAACUCGGAAAACCAGGACGUCGUGGUGGACAACACCAGCCUGACCCCCCAGCUGCUGCUCCUGUACUACCUGCUGCUGUACGAGGACUGCCGCUUGAACAACGCGCACACCUUGGCGUCCAGUGGGAGGAAAAUCAAACGGUACACCUCGGAGUUCAUGUCGGAACUGCCCAUCAAGUACCUGCUGCACCACGCGCAGAAAGAUCAGAGCUCCUAUUCGGGACUUUUCGGCCCCCUCUUGAAGCUGCUGGCCACCCACUUCCCCCACCUCACCCUGGUGGAGGACUGGCUGGACGACAUGGCGAUUCAACACGAGUUCAAGCCCGUCCAUUUGUCUGAGCUCGCAAUGGUGGAAGCCUUCAACGAGGUGGAGACGAAGCCGUCGAAAUGUGCCAAGCUCCUUCAGACAUUGCUGAGGCAGGAAGCCAUCGACAUCUGGCCCUUCGCCGAGGUCUUCACACAGUUCGCGAGGAACUUCGUGGCGGACAGCGUGCCCAGGUACCUGCAGGACCUCUACAAGGACGUGUGGUUCCGUUUGAACACCGUGCUGCCCAGGAGGCUCUGGGUGUUAACGGUGAAGAAUUUAGUGGACGAUUUCUCGAGCUUGGCUAGGAUAGACGUCGCGGAGGACCCCUUGCAGAUUAUGCGAUGCGACGAGAGGGUGUUUCGUUGUGCUCCGGUCUACGCUGUUGUGUUGAGGGUGCUAAGAGCCAGCCUGGCGUCUUCGAGGAGCCAGCUGCUGCAGCACCUGCACACGCACGUCAGGGUGGACCCGUCCGGGCAGCUGACGAACGAGACCGAACGGGACGAGAUGUGUAGGGCUUGCAUCGCGGCGCAGACAUUUUCGUUGCAGGAAUCCGCAGCGGUGCAAAUGCUGCUCGAAACCUGUCUGGAGACGCCCGAGGACAGGGUCAAGCCGGGCAGGCAGUGGGCGCUGCAGGAGGUACGGUCCCUGGUGUGCAGCUACCUCCACCAAGCGUUCAUAGCCGACACGACGCUGUGCAAGCUGGUGCACUUCCAGACGUAUCCUUGCGAACUGCUAGAGAUUGUUGUCCGUGGCGUGCCGUCCAUGCACAUCUGCCUGGACUUCCUGCAGGAACUGAUGCAACAACCCAGCUUGGUCAAGCAGAUAUUCGGGAUACAGUUGCUGUCCCACGUCAGCCUGCAAUAUGCCUUACCGAAGAGCCUCAACCUGUGCGUUAUGGCUCUAAACUUGCUCUACGCCUUACUCGGAGGCGUGUCCAGCGGCCAACGAGUGAAACUCUUCAAGCCCGUCCUGCCCGCUCUAGUGAGGAUCAGCGAGGCCUUCCCACCGCUCACCGACGACAUCAUCAACCUGAUCAUGCAGCUAGCGAGGGUGUGCGAGUCCCAGGCGGCGCUCGCCUCCCACUUCGACGCUCACCUCGGUAAGGGGCUGGAGAUCGCGUCGCAGGAGAGCGUGGAGUUGUGCGAGCUGACGCAGAAGACGUUUACGGAAAUCCUGGAUAAGGCCGUGCUGAGGGCCAAGGUGUACAGGCAGGAGUAGGCCGUCGCCUGAAGAUGCGCGGCGCGUUAGUGAAAUCGGCGUCAAGUUUUUUCUUUUUUGAAGUAAUUGAUUGGUUUUUUAAGAUUAUUUUGUACUUUAUUUUAAAAAUAUGUACAUAGUUAAUAUUAAC
Molecule: messenger RNA, 3659 nt
Organism: Anoplophora glabripennis (Asian longhorned beetle)
Lineage: Eukaryota; Metazoa; Arthropoda; Insecta; Coleoptera; Cerambycidae
Gene: IntS2
Product: integrator complex subunit 2
Exons: 14
Coding region: 131-3529 (1132 amino acids)
Biological process (GO): snRNA 3'-end processing
Cellular component (GO): integrator complex
Source: RefSeq, a predicted model, not a curated record